Messenger RNA from Mercenaria mercenaria, 2274 nucleotides. RefSeq lists its product as uncharacterized. The transcript is spliced from 5 exons. NCBI's taxonomy places the organism in Eukaryota, Metazoa, Mollusca, Bivalvia, Venerida, Veneridae. The coding region runs from base 263 to 1081 and encodes 272 amino acids. The record is from RefSeq and is a predicted model, not a curated record.
AAAGCUUCGCAACGGUAGAUAGAUUAAAAUUCAAACGUGAUAUAUUUGAAAGGGAAAAACACUUCGCUUAUUGUCAAUAAAAUAUAUCGUAUUGUGGUAUGUUAAUGUUAAAUUGUUAAUUGAAAUACACAAAAGGUGUGACAUGUCAUAAACAUGGAAAAGGGUAUUGUGUGGAUACGAAGCACAUGUUGAUUUAUACAAAUAUUACAUUCGAGGGAGAAUAUAAGGGGAAAAAAGGUCUGGAAUAUAAGGCAUAUAAAGGAUGAGUUUCGGCUAUUAUAAAAAGACAAGGUCAGCACCACCUCCGAAUUCUUACGGAUUCAAACAGGUAUCAUCCAAGGAGUUACAGGAAAUCGUCAAAAGAGUAUCAAAGGCCACUUACAGUGCGAAACUUCACACAGAGGAGCCAGGCCGGUUAAACAACUACGAGCACCUGCUAGCAGAAAAUGGGCGUCGAAGCGUUGCGUCCGCGUGCAGCAGAGGAACGCAGUCACGUGUGUCGUCAGCAAUGACGUCAGACAGCGGACAACAACCGCGAAGACUCACCGACAGAGAAAUGAGCAGACUUCUUCGAAGAUUACAAAGACCAACUACUGCCACUUCUGCGCACAGAUACAAGAAUGAAGAGGCGGAAAAUCUUAAGCAAGGAAAAAUAGUUCGCGCAAAAUCGGCAGACGUCAACAGUGACAAGAAAACUCUAGCCAAAUUACGACGCCCAACUACAGCAACACUUGCUAAAACAGUCAAUUCGUGCCAUUUGUGCUAUGAUCAUGAAAACAAAAAGAAACCGGAAGAGCUAGACGCAUUUGAUUAUGACUACAGUGACAACAAAGUUGUCCCUGCGGAGGAAUUAGACUUUAUCGUAGGACGAAUUACACAGCCAACUCUGUCAAGCUGUGGGGGUAUGAAUUUUUGUCAGAAGCUGCCCGAAUAUAUAGACGAAGUGAAAAUUCGAGAGAAUUUGCCAUUGCUAAGUGGUUUGCGGAGGAGUAAAAAUGUUAAUGAGAUUACUGCGCGUCUUUAUCCCGCCAGACGACACCACGGAUUUGCUCCCCAAGCGACGCCUAUAGCAACUUAUUAGCAUAUAAAACAAAGAACGAGUUUUUAUCACACACUUUUUUCUUUUAGAUACCCAAAGAGCUUUAUUAGUUUUAUAAUAAUAAACUACUAAGGCGUUCAGACCAAUUUAGAUCUGUUACUGUAGAAAAAAAGCCGAAAAGUAAAAUGGAUUUUAAUAUCGUAAAUAUCUAAAAAGAACGCUGUACAGUGUCCGUAGUGUAAAUGCCUCGUAAAAAGGCUGCUUUUUAGUUCAUACUUCGAGCGUAGAUAAGUAUAUAGAGACUUUACAUUAAAGAAAGGAUAUUUCGUGAGGAUAUACAUUUCGUGGAUUUUUAUUCUUUAAGAUUCAAUGAAUGAAAAAUUUAUUUGACCGUUUUGGUCAUUUAAUCGACACCGAAAACCACGAAAAUUAGUCCUUCCUCCGACGCAAAGCCGUACUAUGAAAAAGUUUACAGCUUUUCAGUAUUUGUUUAUAUGAAGGAAUUAGUACAUAAUAAGUAUUUCGAAAAUUUUGAAAUAAUUUUGAAAUUACUGCGUACGCACCGUCUACUGUAAAAUGGUACUUUUGCCUUUAUGGAAUUAUGGGUAUGUCUGAACUAGUUAUUUUUCUUUACUUUUUUCUCAAUAUUUCGUACUAAGAAAAAUAACUACAGAUCCACAGACACGUACGCCACGGUCGAACUUGUUUCCAUCAAAGAACUUGAAACGAGGUCAGAAACCGAUGAAAUUAGGGACAAAAAGUAGACAGUUCUGACGUUGUAGUGGUAUACAUAUGUGUAGGAGCUAGAAAAAAAGUAGAAUACAUACAUUUCUCAGGAGUCAGCAUCCAUCUUUUAAGCGUAACUUUUAAACGUUGUUUAGCCAGAAUAUAGUGUUUUUGACCUACCGAUAUCGAGCGAGGAUGUAGUCCGAGGUCAAAAUCUAGAGAACUGCAUAUUGCCUGAAACAAUAUGUCUUCAACACUUACAUUUUCUUUUUCGAUGUUUUAUUUCUUUUCACCUCCGCGUCGUGAAAAUCACAGCGGGAAAGUCACUACAGAUUUUCGCGGAGCCACACUUACAGCGCUUUUCACCAGUCGAAACGGAAUGUUUUCAGCAAGAUUCACUUCUUUGAUGGGUUGUCGGUCAAUAAUUUAUAAGAACGUAAUACAUGUAUGUUCUUGAAAUUGUUUGUUAUACUAGCUGUAAUAUGCAAUAAAAUAUAAAUUACUCUUAA